Molecule: messenger RNA, 1224 nt
Organism: Yarrowia lipolytica CLIB122
Lineage: Eukaryota; Fungi; Ascomycota; Dipodascomycetes; Dipodascales
Biological process (GO): nuclear membrane fusion involved in karyogamy; karyogamy involved in conjugation with cellular fusion
Cellular component (GO): endoplasmic reticulum membrane
Source: RefSeq, a predicted model, not a curated record
AUGUCCCUAUCGUACUCGUUCAACACCACCAUCUUCACUGAGAAUCGCGACCUGGUCGCAGCCCUCCAACCUCAAACCAACUGCGCUCGAACCGCUCUGACUCUCAUCGUGUCGGAUUGUGGCAAAUUAUCCUCUUUCAACGAAGACCAGCAAUUGCGAGUGUCGCUGGCGGUGGGCCUGGCGGUUUGCGAAUUCAAGGCGGCCCAGGUGACAUACCCAGACGCAUGUAACAACAUUGAAGACUGGAUGUCGACAUCGGCCUGCACACAACAACUCGUGUCGUCGCCUCAGUGGUGGACCACCUACCACGGAUGCUACAACUCCGUCAAACAGAUCUGCCACAUGCACGAGGCCAGCCGAGAAUGCGACCGCGCGCUAAAAACCCACAGCCAGAUUGUCGACAUGCAAGAAAAAUUGCACACCAAGAUGGACCAGUACUGGGAACUGGUAGAAACCAUGUCGGAUCACAGAGACGCGGUGCUGGAUUACUGGAACGACACGUUUGACUUUAUGAGCGAGACUCUCGCCCACAUGAAGGAAACCUCGGUGUCCCUGAAUGCCGUCUACAGAGAUAACUUUGCUCAGGCACAGGAGCACUUCCAGAUGCUGUCAGAAAAUCUACAGGAGGCAAGGGUACAAAUGGAAAACCUCGGGUGGGCCGCCCAGGAUGCAGUCGUCUCGUUGUCCAAGUCUACACUCGCAGAACAAUCUCUGGUGUCGGAAAGACUCAAGAAUGACGCCUCCAGCUUACACAAACUGUUGGUACUGGCACACCAAGACACCACAGAGAGCUUUGAGACCCAGCUGCAACAGUCACUCACAAUACUAGUUGAGUCUAGCGACAAUGUGCUUCUCAACCAUGUGCAGCAAGUAAGUUCACGACUGUCUGCUCUCAUGUCCGACCUCGAAGAGAGCCAGAAGAAGAACAUGGAUAUGCAACAUCAGCUGCAGCAAAAGGUGAGAACGAUCAACGAUGACAUCGAGGGAUUCACAGACACGGUUAAGCAGGGGCUGGAGGCUAGCCACUCGCUUCUGAACCUGGUCAAGUCGAAAAUCCAACUCGUCAACGGCGUCGUGAGCAUUUUCAGUCGACCUGUCAGGAGUGCAUUCCAACUGGCCAGCUUCAUCAUCAUGAUCAGAGCGGCAUUCAUCGGAGGAAUCUAUACCAGUAUCGGGUUGGUGAUGGGGAGUAUGCUUGGUGUUCUUGUUAUGCAGCAGGUGUAG